Messenger RNA from Egretta garzetta (little egret), 711 nucleotides. It is a transcript of the gene SPIRE2, whose product is annotated as spire type actin nucleation factor 2. Gene Ontology annotation, biological process: intracellular transport; actin filament network formation; cleavage furrow formation. Lineage: Eukaryota; Metazoa; Chordata; Aves; Pelecaniformes; Ardeidae. Gene Ontology annotation, cellular component: cell cortex; cytoplasmic vesicle membrane. Gene Ontology annotation, molecular function: actin binding. The annotation marks the transcript as partial. The record is from RefSeq and is a predicted model, not a curated record. The transcript has 6 exons.
GCCCGCAACUACAAACUCCGCAAGGUCAUGGUGGACGGGGACAUCCCCCCCCGGGUGAAGAAGGACGCCCACGAGCUCAUUCUCGACUUCAUCCGCUCCCGGCCCCCACUGAAGCAGGAGUUCAGCCACCCCGUGGAGAGCCUGGCCCUCACGGUGGAGGAGAUGAUCAACGUGCGCAGGGUGCUGGUCAAGGCCGAGAUGGAGAAGUUCCUGCAGAGCAAGGAGCUGUACAGCAGCCUGCGGAAGGGGAAGGUCUGUCCCUGUCCUCGUCCCCAUCCCUGUCCCCAUCCCUGUCCCCAAGUCCCUGUCCCUGCCCCAUCCCUGUCCCCAUCCCCAUCCCACCCUGAUGCCCGCGCCCGGCAGAUGAAGAUGCCUUCCAAGAAGCUGGCUCACAUCCCUGUCUACGCGCUGGGCUUCGAGAGCCUCCCAGGCUCGCUGCUGGCCAAAGCCCUGCCACUGCGGAGGAGAGAGACCUUCCACUCACUCCCGGGCACGUGCUGGCGCCGGGUGGAAGAGGAGUUCCCCCACAUCUACGCCCAGGGCUCCGUCCUACGCGACGUCUGCAAACUGGGCAUGAGUGUCGGGGUGGUCAAACAGUGGGUGAGACUGGUUUUAGGAACGUUCCUGCCAUGUUCCCAGCUCCAUGAGAUCCUGGUGCUGGAGGUCAGGGUUCAGGUGGACCCUGAUGGCAUAGAUGGGUCCUUGGGGUGA